Messenger RNA from Talaromyces stipitatus ATCC 10500, 1392 nucleotides. RefSeq lists its product as uncharacterized. Gene Ontology annotation, biological process: attachment of spindle microtubules to kinetochore. The record is from RefSeq and is a predicted model, not a curated record. Lineage: Eukaryota; Fungi; Ascomycota; Eurotiomycetes; Eurotiales; Trichocomaceae. Gene Ontology annotation, cellular component: mitotic spindle; DASH complex; mitotic spindle pole body. The transcript is spliced from 4 exons. The coding region runs from base 1 to 1392 and encodes 463 amino acids.
AUGUCAAGUUCCACGCAACGCAAUCUCACGCUCACGGAGGAGCUGGAAAGAUUGGAGCAAUCGAUCACUUUGACCCUCCAAGAAAUUGACAGCAAUUUUUCCCGUGCUCAUCGAAUCGUCACUACCAGUAUCCUACCUAUCGUUGAGCAGUACGCAGAACACUCCAAGGAUGUCUGGGAAGGAGCCAAAUUUUGGAAACAAUUCUUCGAAGCAAGCGCCAAUGUCUCCCUAUCAGGCUACGAAGAAAUGCCAAACGAGGACACAACAACAACCACAGACCACGAGCAAACGGUAACCGAAGACUCGACCAACAUGACACAGACAAGUCUGGACGAUGAAGCUGUAUCUUACCAAACUCCUUCAUCCGAACAUUUGGGUCUGGGGCAUCAACUUCACCAUGAUGAAAGCGAAUUGGAUAUUUCGGCACUUACUAUUUCUCCUUCGCACAGUACGCCUCGACCGCGGGCUUAUGUAAAGGGUGGUGAGACUCCUACGACCGGUGGAUAUCCUGCAGGCUACUCUGAAGACGAACCUGAUCGCGCUGGAUAUGACGACUCGGCCCUUCCAGAGGGUAAUAACGACAGUGGGCUAGUCACACCCGGAAGACAUACAAACGAAACACCAAUGUCCUCCCCCUUCAUCCCACCGCCCACAAUCUCCCGUACAACCCAACCAUCAACCUCAAAGAGACCAAAUACGAACAAAUAUCAAAAACCAACAGAUCCCGUCUUACAUCAUAUCCUCGACAAAACAUACCGUGUCCAAGCCACACCAUUAUCAAAGACAUACAAACCAACGAAAUUCUCCGUUAGCACGCCCAAAGAGAAAACUUCCGACAAUAAGAAAUUGAACUACGAUGACUCGCCAAUCUCUAGUCCUGAGCUUGAAGCUCCGAAACUAAGUGAAGAACUAUUUGCAUACAGAGGAUGGAAAGGCGCAGGGCCAAAUACACCCGGCACAAAUCGAAAGGCUUAUCGUCGUAGUCCUCAGAAACGGACACCGAAACCUGGGAUUAGUGUUUUGACGCCUGCCAAACCUAGACUAUCACUUCUAAGCAAGGACAAGAAGAAGAAGACUACUACAGGCGGUUGGGAAAGUGACGAGGACAAUUUUGAUGAUGAUGAUGAUGAAGAUACAGCCGCAGCAUUGGGAUUUAGUCCUCCCAAGACCAUGCAAUUCCAUAUUCCACAUAGUCGGUUAAUGAAGACGCCCGCCAAAGAAGCGUCCAAACGCAUCGUAUCGGAUCUUCUUGCUACAGCAGGUGGUGGUACGGGGACUACAUCGGAUGAUAUGACGGAUGAUUUUUAUAAUAAGUAUCGAGCAGUUGCGGACGAGGAGCAUAGUCCUACCGUUGUACGGAGUGGAGGGCGAUUGGAGGAUGAUACUUUCUAG